CGCGGGCGCGGAGCCGGCGCCGACCGACCGGGAGCCGAGCGCGGAGCGGCGCCACGCGCUCCGGCUUCAUCAGGACUCCGAGGCUCAGGGAGGGUCUAGGGCAGCAAGACACCUGCUGGCAGGGACUCCUCAGACUCUGCCCCUCUGCCACCCAGCACCCCGCGGAGCAGCACACACGCCCUCCAGGACCCCCUUGCCCCAGAUGUGCAGCCCCUGCCAGAUGUGGGAGGCAGCCACCUGGAGGCAUGCCCCCUGCCCGGCCACACCGCCCCCACCUGCUGCUGCUGCUGCUCCUGGCCGUUAGGCCGCAGGCCCCUUCCGCUGAGGUGAUGGACUUCCUGUUUGAGAAGUGGAAGCUCUACAGUGACCAGUGUCACCACAACCUGAGCCUGCUGCCGCCCCCCACCGAGCUGGUCUGUAACAGAACCUUUGACAAGUAUUCCUGCUGGCCGGACACGCCCCCCAACACCACAGCCAACAUCUCCUGCCCCUGGUACCUGCCUUGGCACCACAAAGUGCAGCACCGCCUGGUGUUCAAGAGGUGUGGGCCCGACGGGCAGUGGGUGCGAGGGCCCCAGGGACAGCCGUGGCGCAAUGCCUCCCAGUGCCAGAUGGACGACGAGGAACUCCAGGUCCAGAAGGAGGUGGCCAAGAUGUACAGCAGCUUCCAGGAGAUGUACACAGUGGGCUACAGCCUGUCCCUGGGGGCCCUGGUCCUCGCCCUGGCCAUCCUGUUGGGCUUCAGCAAGCUGCACUGCACCCGAAACUACAUCCACGCAAACCUGUUCGCAUCCUUCGUGCUGAGGGCCAGCUCCGUGCUGGUCAUCGAUCAGCUGCUCAAGACCCGCUACAGCCAGAAGAUCGGGGACGACCUCAGCCUCUGGCUCAGUGACGGGGCGGUGGCCGGCUGCCGCGUGGCCGCCGUGUUCAUGCAGUACGGCGUGGUGGCCAACUACUGCUGGCUGCUGGUGGAGGGCGUGUACCUGCACAGCCUGCUGGACCUCGCCACCUUCCCCGAGAGGAGCUUCUUCACUCUCUACCUGGGCAUCGGCUGGGGUGCCCCCAUGCUGUUCGUCAUCCCGUGGGUGGUGGUCAAGUGUCUGUUUGAGAACGUGCAGUGCUGGACCCGCAAUGACAACAUGGGCUUCUGGUGGAUCCUGCGCUUCCCCGUCUUCCUGGCCAUCCUGAUCAAUUUCUUCAUCUUUGUCCGCAUCAUUCGUCUUCUUGUGGCCAAGCUGCACUCGCGCCAGAUGCAUUACGCUGACUACAAGUUCCGGCUGGCCAAGUCCACGCUGACACUCAUCCCCCUGCUGGGGGUCCACGAGGUGGUCUUCGCCUUCGUGACUGACGAGCAUGCCCAGGGCACCCUGCGCUCGGCCAAGCUGUUCUUCGACCUCUUCCUCAGCUCCUUCCAGGGCCUGCUGGUGGCCGUCCUCUACUGCUUCCUCAACAAGGAGGUGCAGUUGGAGCUGCAGCGGCGCUGGCACCGCUGGCGCCUGGGCAAGGCGCUGCCCGGGGAGCGACGCACCGGCAGCCACUCGGCCUCGGCCGGGCCUGGCCACGGCAACCCCACUGAGAACCUGCGGCUCGUGACAGGUGGCAGCAGCAACGGCGUUGGCCGGGACCCCUCUGCGGAGACCCCCUCGGCCAGCAGCCUCCCUGGGUUGGCUGAGAGGCCCUGCUGAACCCCAGGCUGCGGCUGGACUCAGGCUCCCAGAGAGGCCGUUGCUGCGCAGCCUGGGACUGGAUGCCCCACCGAGGCUGGAGGGCCCCUGUUGCCCACCUGCCCGGCCAGUGUGGCGGUCUGUGCGGCAGGGCUGCCCCUCCCCCUCCCCACACCUGCCUUGUCCCUGGGGACAAGGGUCCCGGGUGGGGGGAGCUGUGCUGUGAACUGCAUGCCCACGUCCCCAUGUGUGCUGGCGUGUCCUGUGCGUGUGGAAAUCCGUGCUGGCAAUAAAGAGCUGAGUAGUGGC
This is a messenger RNA of Microcebus murinus (gray mouse lemur), 1973 nucleotides long. Lineage: Eukaryota; Metazoa; Chordata; Mammalia; Primates; Cheirogaleidae. The record is from RefSeq and is a predicted model, not a curated record.